AAAAUAAACAUUAAAAUAAAAUUUUCCGGGUAGAAAAAGAAAUUGAAAUGGAUUAAAGCGGCAUGUUUUGGUGGUUUUAGCGGGUCAAUUGAAAAGUUCCAAAGGUAUAAACCCCGCCAAACCUAAUCUCGAGAUUCAGAACACACCUCACUCUUUCUAACCGGCGUCUGAAACCCAUUCAUCAUUUUCCUCAAAGCCUCCACCUUUACCUUUUGGGUUUAAAACAUGUACGGCAAAAAGGCGUGCCAAUUGGUGAAAGAAAUCGCAACCAGCGAAAAGGGCCAGCUCACUCCUUUCAGUAGUGAACUAUUCGAUGAAGUGAUUGAAGAAUGUAAACAGCACUAUCAUGAGCUAGAGUGCUUGAUAAGGAGAAUGGAAGAACAAGGAUUAAAUGUCGAAACAGCUAAAAAUGAGGACCACUAUGGAGCACUCAUCCACCACCUCUCUUUAGUUCGCAACAAACGCUGCUUAAUGGCAUAUCUGUACAACCGAGCAGAAAUAUUACGAACUCUGAUGUGGAAGGUCGGGUCUCUAAUUCCUGAAGAAAUCGAAGAGAAACUCAGUUACUCAGAGAAAGAGUACAUUAGAAAACAUUCAGCAUCUCUGAAAAAAUAUAUGGCGAGCGUGGAACUAGAUUUGGAAGUGGAUAUGGUACCACCAAAAGAUCCCUACAUCAAGGUGAGAGUCCUUGAUGACUUGGGUGGAGAUAUUCUACUCAGUGAUGACAAGAAAGCAAAUUUUACUCGUCACUCGAUGCAUUUUCUUAAACGAACUGAUGCCGAGCAGCUCAUCUCACAGGGCAAGAUGGAGGAACUCAAAGACUAAUGGGCACAACCUGCUAAGCCUUAGAUCCUUGAACUUAUAUAUUUUGUUGUUAUGAUAAUUGUUCGCUUAGUGUUUUUUAAUAAUGAAGUUGUUUGGCUAGACUAGGUUCCCUGCAGAAAACAUUACAGUGAAGUUGAAAGGUGUAUAUGUAACUUCCCCUAUGAGGCGUGAUGAGCUAAAGAUGGUGUGAAUUAAAACUAAUAUUGGACAUGUUUCAUGUUUGUUACGAGAUCUGUUGAGUCAC
This is a messenger RNA of Fragaria vesca subsp. vesca, 1069 nucleotides long. Its product is annotated as DNA replication complex GINS protein PSF1-like. Gene Ontology annotation, biological process: DNA replication; DNA strand elongation involved in mitotic DNA replication. The transcript is spliced from 7 exons. Gene Ontology annotation, cellular component: GINS complex. Bases 226 to 825 code for a protein of 199 amino acids. The record is from RefSeq and is a predicted model, not a curated record. Lineage: Eukaryota; Viridiplantae; Streptophyta; Magnoliopsida; Rosales; Rosaceae.